AUGAAAUAUUUUUCGCAAAUUACUUCUAGGAAUAUAGUUUUAAUGGGUGCUAAAACUUUUGAAAGUAUUGGUAAACCACUGAAAAAUCGCCAUAACAUAGUUAUUACCCGCAAUAAAGAAAAAUACAAGAAUUGGCAGGAUAAAAACUUAAUUUUUGCCAGCGAUUUAAAAGGAGUUUUAGAAACCUACAAAGGAAAUAAAAACCAACAUAUUUUCGUGAUUGGUGGUCGGGAAAUUUACCAGCAAACUUUUUUUGUGGCUGAUUAUUAUUAUGUUUCAGUAGUAAAAGGAACUUGUGAAGGCGAUACUUAUUUUCCUUUUCCAAAUUGA
This is a messenger RNA of Funneliformis geosporum, 330 nucleotides long. The record is from the annotation of a GenBank genome assembly. Lineage: Eukaryota; Fungi; Glomeromycota; Glomeromycetes; Glomerales; Glomeraceae.